This is a messenger RNA of Toxotes jaculatrix (banded archerfish), 1551 nucleotides long. RefSeq names its product acetyl-CoA acyltransferase 1 (gene acaa1). Gene Ontology annotation, molecular function: acetyl-CoA C-acyltransferase activity. The transcript has 13 exons. The coding region runs from base 196 to 1485 and encodes 429 amino acids. Gene Ontology annotation, cellular component: peroxisome. NCBI's taxonomy places the organism in Eukaryota, Metazoa, Chordata, Actinopteri, Toxotidae. Gene Ontology annotation, biological process: fatty acid beta-oxidation; phenylacetate catabolic process. The record is from RefSeq and is a predicted model, not a curated record.
GCAGGUUUAAAGAGCAGACCGGACCCAGCUUUACUUCCUGUCAUCUGGUCUCCAUAACUCCGCAGCAGCUGAGUUAGUCUGAAGUUUUCAGGACUGAAGAGCAGCUGAAGUCAAAACUCUCAAAGUUCUGAAAGUACAAAGGAAGUGACGGCAGCGGUGACCUCACAGACCAAACUCAGGUGCUUUAUCGUCGAAAUGCACAGGUUAAAGGUAAUUUCGGGUCACCUGGCUCCAUCUGGUUCCUCUGGCUACAGACGGGAUUUAUGGAGGUCAGAGUGUGGGUCAGGAUCUGGGUCUGCAGGGAGCAGCGGUCCGGAGGACGUGGUGGUGGUUCAUGGACUGAGGACUGCUAUCGGGAGAGCUAAGAGAGGAGCGUUUAAGGACACCACCCCCGACGAGCUGCUGAGUGCAGCCAUGACAGCUGUGCUGACAGAUGUUGGACUGUCACCCAAUCAGCUGGGAGACGUCUGUGUGGGUAACGUGCUGCAGCCUGGAGCUGGAGCUUUGAUGGCCAGAGUGGCUCACUUCCUCAGUGGGUUUCCAGAGACGGUUCCCGUCUACACCGUGAACAGACAGUGCUCCUCGGGGCUGCAGGCUCUGUUUAACAUCGCAGGAGCCAUAAGAAGCAAGUCCAUCGACCUGGGUCUCGCCUGUGGUGUGGAGAGCAUGUCUCUGCGUUCAAUGGGAAAACCUGGAGAUCUGAGCCCCAGACUGAUGGACAACGACAAGGCCAGAGACUGCAUCAUUCCCAUGGGCAUCACCUCGGAGAACGUGGCAGAGAGAUUCGGAGUCUCCAGAGAGAAGCAGGACGCCUUCGCUCUCAGCUCACAGCAGAAAGCAGCCCGGGCACAGAGCAUGGGACUGUUCGACCAGGAGAUCGUUCCCGUCACCGCCAGGUUAGUGGACGAUGAAGGUAAAGAGCGACAGGUGACGGUCCGUAAAGACGACGGGAUCAGGCCCGGAACGACUCUGGCAGGACUGAGUAAACUCCGGCCGGCGUUUAAACCUGACGGCAGCACCACGGCAGGUAACUCCAGCCAGGUGAGUGACGGAGCAGCAGCCGUGCUGAUUGGUCGCAGGUCUGCAGUGGAGGCUCUGGGUCUGCCGGUCCUGGGAGUCCUGAGGGCCAGUGCGGUGGUGGGAGUCCCUCCUGACGUUAUGGGUAUUGGACCAGCUUUUGCCAUCCCUGCAGCUCUGGAACAAGCCGGAUUAACUGUGGCUGAUAUCGAUGUGUUUGAAAUCAACGAGGCCUUCGCCAGUCAGGCGGUGUACUGUGUGGAGAAGCUGGGCAUCCCGCUGGAGAAGGUGAAUCCAAACGGAGGAGCCAUCGCUCUGGGCCAUCCCCUCGGCUGCACCGGAGCUCGGCAGGUGGUGACGCUGCUGAACGAGCUGAAGCGCAGAGGCAGGAGGGCUUACGGCGUCGUGUCCAUGUGCAUUGGCACCGGGAUGGGAGCUGCCGCCGUGUUCGAGUACCCCGGGCCGUAGGAGCCCACAGCAAAUCACAUCAAGACCAUGUACCUGUGAUUGAAAGCCUCUUUCAGACGUGACAGG